CUGGCGCUUCCUGUUUCCGGUUCCCAGAGUGGAGCACCGCGAGGCGCUGAGGGGAACGCUGGCUGUGACACGAGCUCUGGGACUGGGGUCUGUGGCUGGCCCCUCGCUGGCCCUGUCUCCCAGCCCCAGACAGGUACUCACCUGGGGAGUCUGAGCUUUGGCUACUCCCUUUGCCCGUGACACGAUGUUCCCCUUCUACAGCUGCUGGAGGACUAGAUUACUGCUGCUGCUACUGCUGGCUGUGACGGUGAAAGAAUCCUGGCAGGCAGAAGAGAAAACCUGUGACCUGGUAGGAGAAAAAGGUAGAGAGUCAGAGAAAGAGUUGGCUCUACUGAAUAGGAUGAAACCACUGUAUAACAAAAGCUUUGAGAGCACUGUGGGCCAGGGCCCAGACAAGUAUAUGUACAUAUUCAGAGUGUGCCGAGAAGCUGGCAACCACACCUCUGGGGCAGGCCUGGUGCAGAUCAAUAAAAGUAAUGGGAAGGAGACAGUGGUGGGGAGACUCAACGAGACUCACAUCUUCAAUGGAAGUAAUUGGAUCAUGCUGAUCUAUAAAGGGGGUGAUGAAUAUGACAAUCACUGUGGCAGGGAGCAGCGCCGUGCAGUGGUGAUGAUCUCCUGCAAUCGACACACCCUAGCGGACAAUUUUAACCCUGUGUCUGAGGAGCGAGGCAAAAUCCAAGAUUGUUUAUACCUCUUUGAGAUGGAUAGUAGCCUGGCCUGUUCUCCUGAGAUCUCCCACCUCAGUGUGGGUUCUAUCUUACUUGUCACGUUUGCAUCUCUGGUUGCUGUCUAUAUCAUCGGGGGGUUCCUAUACCAGCGACUGGUGGUAGGAGCCAAAGGAAUAGAGCAGUUUCCUCACUUAGCCUUCUGGCAGGAUCUUGGCAACCUGGUAGCAGAUGGUUGCGACUUCGUGUGCCGUUCUAAACCUCGAAAUGUGCCUGCUGCAUAUCGUGGUGUGGGGGAUGAUCAGCUGGGGGAGGAAUCAGAAGAAAGGGAUGAUCAUUUAUUACCAAUGUGAUUGCACUUUAAAUGCCCAGCUUCUUCAGCCCCCCGCCCAGACCAAAGCAUACUCAGCCAGAUUUCUGAAGCAAUCUCUCUACUCCAGUCUCUCCUCUCACCCUUAAUGUUGCUCUUGCUUUCCAGUUUGCUUUUGGUUUGCAUCCUCUUCUCACUAGUUGAUAUGCCUUCCCUUUUUCCUUAUUUUUGGUUUUUCCUCAAGAGGUAGAGUUGUAGGUCAGAGGUUAACAGGGCCAGUGACAAGAGGCUAUUGCACUGUCUUGGUACAGGAGGGUACAGUUAGGAUCAUUUUAAUGAGCAAAAGCAUGUGGCAGGCUUGCUGACCCUUUUUUAAACACAUUUUCACAAGUUCUUGAGACACUGGAUUUCUUUAAUUAAAAAAAAAAAAAAAAAGGAAAGAAACAUUAUUUAUACAAGGUUGGAUUGCUUUCAUGCUCUUACUCUGCACCCUCCA
Molecule: messenger RNA, 1474 nt
Organism: Pteropus alecto (black flying fox)
Lineage: Eukaryota; Metazoa; Chordata; Mammalia; Chiroptera; Pteropodidae
Gene: M6PR
Product: mannose-6-phosphate receptor, cation dependent
Exons: 7
Coding region: 185-1021 (278 amino acids)
Biological process (GO): protein targeting to lysosome
Cellular component (GO): Golgi apparatus; trans-Golgi network; endosome
Molecular function (GO): protein domain specific binding
Source: RefSeq, a predicted model, not a curated record